GUUUUUUACUACUCCUGCUGGAGCACAUUAUGAUAGGGCACGGAUACUACGCCUAUAUACAUGUAGCGAUGAUUACUUACUUAAGGACUCUGAUAGUACGCGACUUGCAAUUGACUUGCAAACGAUGUUUUCAUGCCGUAUAUAUGACGAGAUGAGUCUCCAGAAGCCACCGACGCGACGCGAGUUAAUUGACGCGUCUUAUACUUUGACCACGAUGGUGUCUGCAAACGACGUUCAGCGUCUCUUUCUCCAAGGUGUAUUUUCACGCAGCAUACUUUCCUUCAAACACGCUCAGGUUCUCUGGGAGAAAUGUAUCGAUACUGUCAAAGCUGCAAACCCGACAUUGGACAUUCGUUUUUCUGACAGAAGAGAGGACUGGGAUCUCUUUGUUAUCAGUAUCAAUAAUUCUCUCAAUUGUCUGGACCUUGAAUUUCGGCAUCUAACAGAUGAACAGACUGGCCGAGAGAUGUAUGCUAUGGUGAACAGUAAGGAUGAUGAAAUCGCACAGAUGGCUACAGAUUACAUGCCAGUUGAAAUCGCUUACUUCAAGGCAGUCGUAGAGCAAAUCAUGCUCGCCCCGCAUGAGGCGUACUCUGUAUCCUCAUUGCUCGCCCUACGCGAAGUUAACUCUCUCAAAACAACCAUGACGAAAGCGCAAGCCGAAAUCGUGCUCGGUAGUUUUGUCGCUAAGGGGUGGUUGCUAAAGAGCAGACGAGGCCGCUAUUCCCUCUCAACGCGCACAUUGCUGGAACUUCUUCCAUACCUCAAAAGCUCAUAUCCCGAGGAUUGUCUCGAAUGCAUCAUAUGCUACGAGAUCGUUACCCGUGGCGUGGCCUGCAGCACGCCGAAUUGCAAGGCACGUUUGCACUACCACUGUUGUAAGAAGUAUCGCAGUCGGAAUGCCAAGUGCCCAGCUUGUUCGCAAGAUUGGCUACAGGACCUCAAAAACAUGACCCCUGUCGGUGAGGAAGCAAUCAAGGAUGGUCAAGACGAAGGACGCCGUGUGCGGAGGAAAAGUCCUGAGGAUGGAAGUGAUGAGGAAGACGAAGAAGAGAUGGAAGUAGAACCUUCGCAACCGUCACAGACGCAAACUCAGUCACAGCGAAAAGGUAAGGGCAAGAGCAAGGGCAGAGGAAAACCACCUGUAGAUAUGGAUGUGGACGAGGAUGAAGACGAAGAAGACGAAGAAGCCCCACAGCAGACACAAAGAAACGGGCGCCGUCGCACGACGCGCAUUCGGUGAUUUCACAAGUAUUGUUUAUUACACUCUAUACUAGCCUAGAUCUGUACUAUUGCUCUAUUGAUGAUUGGCUUGGAUGUGGUGUGCAGUUGGCCGUCACCCGCCCUUCCUCUUGUGUCGGUGUGGUCUUGUUGAUGAAACCGAACCUGCCCUUCCCCCAAACUUGGUAUCGCUUCUUGUCUUU
This is a messenger RNA of Suillus fuscotomentosus, 1424 nucleotides long. RefSeq lists its product as uncharacterized. Gene Ontology annotation, biological process: double-strand break repair via homologous recombination; DNA damage tolerance. The coding region runs from base 125 to 1243 and encodes 372 amino acids. Gene Ontology annotation, cellular component: nucleus; Smc5-Smc6 complex. NCBI's taxonomy places the organism in Eukaryota, Fungi, Basidiomycota, Agaricomycetes, Boletales, Suillaceae. Gene Ontology annotation, molecular function: ubiquitin-protein transferase activity. The transcript has 6 exons. The record is from RefSeq and is a predicted model, not a curated record.